Messenger RNA from Pteropus alecto (black flying fox), 1736 nucleotides. RefSeq names its product fibrinogen beta chain (gene FGB). Gene Ontology annotation, molecular function: signaling receptor binding. The transcript has 9 exons. Gene Ontology annotation, biological process: protein polymerization; platelet activation; blood coagulation. Lineage: Eukaryota; Metazoa; Chordata; Mammalia; Chiroptera; Pteropodidae. Gene Ontology annotation, cellular component: fibrinogen complex. The record is from RefSeq and is a predicted model, not a curated record. Bases 1 to 1392 code for a protein of 463 amino acids.
AUGGCCUUUGUGAAUGAAGAUGAAACACCUAAGGCCUCUUUGGACGCCCGCGGUCAUCGACCCCUUGACAAGAAGAGAGAAGAGGCUCCCAGCCUGAGACCUGCCCCACCUCCCAUCAGUGGAGGAGGCUAUCGGGCUCGUCCAGUCAAAACUGCUGCCAGCAUGAAGAAAGUAGAAAGAAAACCCCCUGAUGCUGGGGGCUGUCUUCACGCUGACCCAGACCUGGGAGUGUUGUGUCCUACAGGAUGUCAGUUGCAAGAAACUUUGGUAAAACAGGAAAGGCCAGUCAGAAACAGUGUGAAUGAGUUAAAUAAUAAUGUGGAGUCUGUUUCCCAGACAUCUUCUACCACCUUUCAGUAUAUGACUGUUCUAAAAGACAUGUGGAAAAAGAGGCAGAAGCAAAUAAAAGAAAAUGAAAAUGUAAUAAGUGAGUACACCUCAGAGCUGGAAAAGCACCGAUUAUACAUAGAUGAGACAGUGAAUAGUAAUAUCCCGCUUAACCUUCGUGUACUCCGUUCAAUCCUGGAAAACCUGAGAAGCAAAAUACAGAAGUUAGAAUCUGAUGUCUCAGCUCAGAUGGAAUACUGCCGCACCCCAUGCACCGUCAGUUGCAAUGUUCCUGUGGUGUCUGGCAAAGAAUGUGAGGAAAUUGUCAGGAAUGGAGGUGAAACAUCUGAAAUGUAUCUCAUUCAGCCUCACAACUCUAUCAAACCAUAUAGAGUAUACUGUGAUAUGAACACAGAAGGUGGAGGAUGGACAGUAAUUCAGAAUCGUCAAGAUGGUAGUGUUGACUUUGGCAGGAAAUGGAAUCCAUAUAAACAAGGAUUUGGAAAUAUUGCAACCAAUGAAGAUGGGAAAAAAUACUGUGGCCUACCAGGUGAGUACUGGCUUGGAAAUGAUAAAAUUAGCCAGCUUACUAAGAUGGGACCCACAGAACUUUUGAUUGAAAUGGAGGACUGGAAAGGAGAUAAGGUGAAGGCACGCUAUGGAGGAUUCACUAUACAGAACGAGGCUGACAAGUACCAAAUCUCAGUGAACAAAUAUAAGGGAACAGCUGGCAAUGCCCUCAUGGAAGGAGCCUCUCAACUGGUGGGAGAAAACCGAACAAUGACCAUUCACAAUGGCAUGUUCUUCAGCACGUACGACAGAGAUAAUGAUGGCUGGGUAAAUGCAGAUCCCGAAAAACAGUGUUCUAAAGAGGAUGGUGGCGGAUGGUGGUAUAAUAGAUGUCAUGCAGCCAAUCCAAAUGGUAGAUACUACUGGGGUGGACAAUACAGCUGGGACAUGGCAAAACACGGCACAGACGACGGAGUGGUAUGGAUGAACUGGAAGGGGUCCUGGUAUUCCAUGAAGAAGAUGUCCAUGAAGAUCAGGCCCUAUUUCCCACAGUAAUAGUCCCCAAAACAUAGAUUUUUAUUCUUCCAUGUGUAACAACAUUUUUGUAUAUUAUGUCAUUGGAAUUUUCUUUCAUAUAUUAUAUCAAAUUAUCAAAAGGUUGUGAGUGUGACUUUCUGAAGAAAGUAUUCAGGAUAAAUGACAUUAAAAUUAUCACACCAUUUUCUUUUUUUAUUCUUCAUUUAUAUUAUUCAUCAAGAAGUAACUAAAAGAAUAAUUGUGGACAGUCAUUGUUCAUAAUUUCAAUUCCAGUCGAUUGUGAAAAGUUUCGCAUUAGGAAGAGGAAUUUUCUAUCCUUAUGAAAAACUGUGAGGCAAAAUAAAAGCUUAUGUUUAAAAGUC